AUGGCGGGGUUCGUCCCGAAGGAGGGACCAGUACCUGCGAAGUUCUCUCCCUGCGGGGAGGAGAUUGGCGGGCGUUUUGGCACCGGUUGUUCGUCGACUAGCUUGGUUAUAAUGGUGGGAACUGCUGUUGAUACUGUUGAUAAAAAUAAUACUGUUGGAAUUGAUGAAUCUAUUACAUUUGAAUCUGCAUUGUCUGAAUGCUUUGGACGAGGUCGCUGUAUUGGGAGUGCCCGAUCCCAGGGGGAAUCAUGGAAGGCUCUGAGAAUAUGGCGCUCACCUGGGGGAGCGGGACACUCACUUGUUGGAAUAAAUGUUCCCGAUGUGUAUGUUGUAGGUAAUGUUACUACCUUUCCUAUGAAGUUGUACAAUGAGAUGGGGAGAGCAGAGCAUGCUAUCAAAGCUAGAGAGGAAGGAAAGACUAUCCAUGAGUAUGACUACCUUCCAUAUUUCUACUCUCCCUCCUUUGGUCUUUCAUGGAAGUUCUAUGGAGACAAUGUUGGAGAUACAGUGCUAUUUAGAGGCAGUGAUCCAGCAUCACCUAAGACAAAGUUUGGAUCAUAUCGGAUCAAGGAUGGGAAGAUAAUGGGGGCAUUCAUAGAGAGUGGGACACCUAAAUGGUAG
This is a messenger RNA of Nelumbo nucifera (sacred lotus), 621 nucleotides long. Lineage: Eukaryota; Viridiplantae; Streptophyta; Magnoliopsida; Proteales; Nelumbonaceae. The record is from RefSeq and is a predicted model, not a curated record.